Labrus bergylta (ballan wrasse) is the source of this 3587-nucleotide messenger RNA. RefSeq names its product unc-45 myosin chaperone A (gene unc45a). Gene Ontology annotation, molecular function: Hsp90 protein binding. The record is from RefSeq and is a predicted model, not a curated record. Gene Ontology annotation, cellular component: cytoplasm. NCBI's taxonomy places the organism in Eukaryota, Metazoa, Chordata, Actinopteri, Labriformes, Labridae.
GUCAUCAACGUGCUCCUGGCACCCGGAAGCGAAGCAAGAUGUAACGUAGUGUGACUGGAGUGAGCAUUGUUUGUGGGAAAAGUAGAGUGUAAUUAGAUAUUUUAUUAUCCUUAAAAGUAAUUUUUGCAUUGUCUGUAGUACAGUGAAGAUGGAAGUUAGCGAAAAAGAAAAGGACUCGACAGCUCUGAAGGAGGAGGGGAAUACCCUGUUCAAGGCAGGAGAUAUGCAGGGUGCUGCCUGCUGUUACACCAAAGCAUUAAAGUUGAGUGACAGAGAGACAGAGAGAGCUGUCCUUCACCGCAACAGAUGUGCCUGCUACCUGAAGCUGGAGCAGUUUAACAAGGCAGAGGCUGAUGCGUCCAAAGCCCUUGAUACUGACCCAGGUGAUGUGAAGGCCAGGUUCAGGAGAGCUCAGGCUUUCCACAAGCUUGGUCGGCUUGACCAAGCUUUUAUGGAUGCUCAGAAGUGUGCCCAGCUGGAGCCUAAAAACAAAGCCUUCCAGGAUUUGCUCAGACAGCUGGGAGCACAGAUCCAGCAAAAGUCGGUGCAACUAAACUCCACGGAUGCUCGUGUGCAGCAAAUGUUCUCCCUCCUCUUAGAUGCAUCUGCAGGUGACUCAGAUCGACAGAAGGCUGCCCAGAAUUUAGUGGUUUUAUCUCGAGAAGACGCAGGGGCUGAGCAGAUCUUCCGAAAUGAUGGAGUGAAGCUAAUACAGAAACUUCUUCAAUCAAAGCAGGAGGAGAUCGUCCUUUCUGCCUUGAGAACCCUUGUGGGGUUGUGUACAGGGCAUCAGUCCAGAACUAUGGCUAUAGUGAAUGAGUUGGGAAUGGAGCAGCUGUGUGCAGUAAUGGGAUCAGGAGCCUCGGCUGUGUCUCUGGCUGCCUGCCACCUGCUGCAGGUUAUGUUUGAGGCUCUGACAGAGGGAAUGAAUAAAGAAAUUCGCGGGAAAGAUGAAGCAAUUCUUCCUGAACCAUCCAAAGAGCUACGUUCAAUGCUACGCCACCUCUUGGAAAUGAUGUCAGCUUCCAGUGUGUCAGGACAGGGCAGAGACAGCGCCAUCAACCUCCUGGUCAAACAAGUUCCUCGCAAGUCUUUGAAAAACCCAGAUAACUCGGUCACCCUAUGGGUGAUAGACCAGGGUUUAAAGAAAAUCUUGGAAGUGGCUGGGACGGUCCCUGAGCUCUCAGAAGGGAUUCCUCUUACAGACAACUCCCACAUGAGCUGCUCUGUCUUGCUUAAUAAACUUUACGAUGACCUAAAGAGCGACAAAGAAAGGGAGAACUUCAACAAGCUGUGUGAAGAAUAUGUGCAACAACACUUCAGCAGACCUGGCCCGGAGGCCAAGCUGCGGGCUAUCCAGACAGUAUCCGUGCUCCUCCAAGGACCGAGUGAGGUUGGUAACAGAACCAUGGAGAUGUCAGGAAUGAUGGAUGCAGUGAUCUCUCUGUGUGCCUCGGAAGAUGUUACACACCAGCAGGUGGCAGUGGAGGCUCUUAUCCAUGCUGCAGGAAAGGCCAAGAGAGCCUCCUUCAUUACAGCCAACGGCGUUGCUCUUCUGAAGGACCUCUACAAGAAGAGCGAGAAUGACAGGAUACGUGUUAGAGCCCUGGUGGGUUUGUGCAAGCUUGGAUCAGCAGGGGGGACAGAUUUCAGCAUGAAGCAGUUUGCAGAGGGAUCCACGCUUAAGCUCGCCAAGCAGUGCAGGAAGUGGCUGUGUAACGAGGCUCUGCCCGCAACCUCCCGCCGGUGGUCGGUGGAAGGCCUCGCCUACCUCACGUUUGAUGCUGAUGUGAAAGAGGACUUGGUGGAGGACAAGAAUGCUCUCCUGGGAAUGUUUGAACUCGCUAAGUCUGAAGAUAAGACGGUGCUCUUUGCUGUCGGCUCCACAUUAGUGAAUUGCACCAACAGCUAUGAUGUUGAGAAACCAGACCCUCAGAUGGUGGAGCUGGCUAAGUAUGCAAAGCAGCAUGUGCCUGAGGAACAUCCCAAGGAUGCUUCUUCCUAUGUGGAGAAAAGACUGGCGAAGCUGUUGGAGGCUGGUGUGGUGUCUGCGUUGGUGUGUAUGGUCAAAAAUGAGAGUCCUGCCCUUACUGAAGCCUGCAGGGAGUGUAUAAGCAGAGUCUUCUUGGCUUUGGUGGAGCGACAGGAGGACCGAGGCACAGUGGUAGCACAGGGGGGAGGAAAGGCUCUGAUACCACUGGUGUCUGACAACACAGACGUUGGUAAAAUCAAAGCAGCGCAAGCAUUGGCAAAGAUAACCAUCACAUCUAACCCAGAGAUCGCCUUCCCAGGAGAACGGAUCUAUGAAGUGGUGCGUCCCCUGGUCAGUCUUUUGAGUCUUGAAUGCACGCUGCUGCAAAACUUCGAAGCACUCAUGGCUAUCACCAACCUGGCUGGCAUCAGUGAAAGACUCAGACAAAAGAUCAUAAAGGAGAAGGCCGUCCCAAAAGUGGAAGGUUACAUGUUUGAAGAGCACGAACUGGUCCGAGCUUCUGCCACAGAGUGCAUGUGUAAUCUGGUUUUAAGCACAGAGGUGCAGAAGCUGUACCUGGCCACAGGGAGCGAUCGCUUGAAGCUGCUUGUGCUGUACAGUGGAGAGGAGGAUGAGAGGCUGCGGAAGGCUGCUGCAGGAACUCUGGCCAUGCUGACAGCUGAGCUGCCUGAGCUCUGCGCCCGUAUCCCUGGAACAACAACCCACUGGCUCGAGAUUGUACAGACACUGUUGCUCAGUGAAAUAUCUGACCUGCGUCACCGUGGAGUAGUCAUAGUUCACAACAUGAUGCAGGCAGAGAAGAGUCUGGCUGAGACCCUCAUAGAGAGUGAAGCUUUGGAGAUUCUUUCUGUCCUGGCAAAAGGGGGAGAGGGCAUGCCUGAGCCUGUUUCUAAGAUCGCUCAGAAAUGUCUGGACAAGGCAAUAGAGUACAACAUCAUAAUGUCCAGGGACGGAAAGAGCAAAGAACCUGAACCAUGAAAACACUGCUGCAGUAUGUGAAUGUGCCUCCAGGCAAAGUUAAGUGCUCUGAGGGUUAUAUGGGACCAGUGAAGUGAUUUCACUUUUGCAGAAAAUCAGUCCGGAGGGGCACAAGCUGAAAUACUCCAACGUCUUAACUAGAAACUUAAGGCAUUUAAAAAAAGAGGAAAUGUAUUCAAUGAAAACCAGCUCAUACUUACAGUGUGUCACAAAUGAGCUUUGAUUGUUUUUUUCACAAUGUUUUUACACAUAUUUUAUUUUUCUUUAUUAUGCUGAAAGUUCCACAUUGAGACCAAAUUGUCCACUCUAUACACACUUAAGAUUGACAUGCUUCAUAUUUACACAAUAUAUGGCUAUCCUUACUAAAAAUUUAUUGUCUUUAAUUUCCAUUCGAUCUUAGCGAUCUUCUACUUAAUUCAUUUUUAUAUAAUUGUUCUUGAAGAACAACAAGCAGAAACACAAUCAUGGUUUUAUUACUGUCUGCUUUUGUAUUUCAUGUCAUUGUAGUUCUUGUCACUCCACUACAUUCCAAGUGUGAUAAUUGUAUGGCUGGUUGUUGUAGUUUUUUUGUUGACUGAACACAUGGGCAGAAAAAAAUAAACUCUCUGUACCCGAA